CAAGUUGGUUUGGAUGAUAGCCGCGGUUCUGGCGGCUGUAGCCGCGAUAUCCAUACAUGGAGACUAUGAAACGAAAUUCGAUGAAGAAGACGAUUUGGAGGAGUACAAUGAACGAGAAGGAAAAUUAUUGUUCCCAUUCGUCAGCAUCGUCCGUUUCGCCAACACGGACUGUUCCAGCACGAAUACCAUGAACGGCACGUGUCUAGCGCGCCGGGAGUGCAACAACCUCAACGGCACCAUCACCGGCUCCUGCGCUAGUAGGAGGGGCCGAUGUUGCAUCGUGUCUCGGACGUGCGGCUCCACGUCGAACGUGAACAACACGUACUUCACGAGCCCGGGGUACCCAGCGGCGUACGCGGGCGGCGCCGCCUGCACCAUCACAGUCAACCGCUGCAAUAACAACAUAUGCCAGCUCCGUAUCGAUUUCUUGGACAUGGUGUUAGCCCAGCCAGACGGAGACGGAAACUGUGCCACCGACUCCAUCACCGUGACUGGUGGGAACACGGUGGUACCAACACUAUGCGGGGACAACACCGGCCAGACCAUAUACGUGGACUUCAACGGAAACAACGCCCUGACCAUAACUGUCACCGCAACAUCAUCCACAACCUUCUCUAGGAGGUGGAACAUACGCCUCACGCAACUGGGGUGCGACUGCCCAGGAAUUGCUCCAAACGGCUGUCUGCAGUACUACACUGGUACUACUGGUACAAUAAACAGUUUUAACUUCGGAGACGCGGCCAAUUCUGCGCUUAGCGCGUCUCUGGUCACGGGCACCAGGCAAAUGGUCAAUCUCAACUAUGGGAUUUGUAUUAGAAUGGAGGCCGGCUUCUGUGCUAUACAGUAUGCACAGACCAACGACGUGUUUUCGUUCACGGUGUCCGGUGACGUGGAGGGAGCUGACCUGACGGUUCUGGGGACGGCCCUAGGCGCGUCCAACGACGGAGCGUGCACCACAGACUUCGUGGUGAUCCCCAAUCCCACGGUGGUGGCCACCGGAGUCGCGGUCGGUACCGACCGGUUCUGCGGUAUCGGUUUCGUCACCGUAAGCAGUGCUAGCAAGCCGUUCGUCCUUUACGUGGUGACAGACGCCAGCGAAGGAGCCACUGCCACCUCACCUCCAGACGUAGCUAACAGAGGCUUCUCUCUCACUUACACACAAAUAGCUUGUUAAAAAGUCUAAAGGUCAUAGCACACUUAUCAACCCGG
Messenger RNA from Ostrinia furnacalis (Asian corn borer), 1209 nucleotides. RefSeq lists its product as uncharacterized. Lineage: Eukaryota; Metazoa; Arthropoda; Insecta; Lepidoptera; Crambidae. The transcript is spliced from 7 exons. The coding region runs from base 14 to 1174 and encodes 386 amino acids. The record is from RefSeq and is a predicted model, not a curated record.